This is a messenger RNA of Lycium barbarum (goji berry), 1612 nucleotides long. RefSeq names its product hydroquinone glucosyltransferase-like. The record is from RefSeq and is a predicted model, not a curated record. The transcript is spliced from 2 exons. NCBI's taxonomy places the organism in Eukaryota, Viridiplantae, Streptophyta, Magnoliopsida, Solanales, Solanaceae. Bases 59 to 1504 code for a protein of 481 amino acids. Gene Ontology annotation, molecular function: UDP-glycosyltransferase activity.
UCAUUUUAUCUCCUUUAAUUUAAAGCUCCCUUCAAACUUCUCUCUUAAACUUACAAAAAUGGCAGAAACCCAAAUAGAAAUAAUACAAAAUCCCCAUAUAGCCCUUUUACCAACUCCUGGUAUGGGUCAUUUAAUCUCUCUGGUCGAAUUCGCCAAGCAGCUCAUCCAAAAACACCGUUUUACCGUUACUCUUAUCCUUCCUACUGACGGACCGAUUUCCAAAUCCAUAAAUAAAUUCCUCGAAACCCUACCUUCUAAAACCCUAAAUUACCUCCUUCUCCCUCCCGUUAACUUUGACGAUUUACCUGACGACGUUAAAAUCGAGACGCGUAUAUCCCUAACCGUUACACGUUCUCUCCCUUCUUUUCGCGACGUUUUUAAGUCGUUAGUUGAAACAGAGAAAGUUGUUGCUUUAGUUGUCGAUCUUUUUGGGACUGACGCAUUUGACGUAGCGAAAGAAUUUAAUGUCUCUAGUUAUAUUUUUUACCCUACUACUGCUAUGUGUUUGUCAUUGUUUCUUUAUUUGCCUGUUCUUGAUGCUACUACUGAUGAGUUAUGUGAGUAUAGGGACUUGAAAGAACGAGUUAGGAUUCCGGGUUGUAAUCCUAUUGACCCGGAGGAACUUCUUGACCCGGUUCAGGACAGGAAAAAUGAUGCAUAUAAAUGGGUUCUUCAUCAUACUAAGAGGUAUAAAAUGGCUGAAGGAAUAGUUGUGAAUAGUUUUGAGGACUUGGAACCAGGAGCUAUUAAUGCUUUGCAUGAGGAAGAACCAGGGAAGCCACCGGUUUACGCGGUCGGGCCGCUUAUACAUACAGAUGAUCAGAGCAGCAAAGCUGAGGGAAUGGAGUGUUUGACGUGGCUAGAUGAGCAGCCAUGUAACUCUGUCUUGUACAUUUCCUUUGGUAGUGGUGGGACACUCUCAUAUGAGCAGCUAGUUGAACUUGCAAUGGGUUUAGAAAUGAGUGAGCAAAGAUUUUUAUGGGUUAUUAGAUGCCCAAAUGACACAAUUGCAAAUGCUACUUACUUCAAUGUCCACAGUUCAAGUAAUGACCCUCUUGAUUUUUUACCACAAGGGAUCUUGGAAAGGACCAAAGGGCAAGGGUUGGUAGUACCUAAUUGGGCCCCACAAGCACAAAUCCUUAGUCAUGGAUCGAUCGAUGGGUUCUUGACUCACUGUGGAUGGAACUCGACGUUGGAGAGCGUGGUCCAUGGGGUCCCGCUUAUUGCUUGGCCAUUAUACGCGGAACAAAGAAUGAACGCAGUAAUGUUAACUGAGGAUCUUAAAGUGGCGUUGAGGCCGAAAUUUGGCGAGAAUGGCUUAGUGAGGAGAAAGGAAAUUGCUGAAAUUGUGAAAGGAUUGAUGGAAGGUGAAGAUGCAAAAGGAGUGCGCAGCAGAAUGAUAGAUUUAAAAGAUGCAGCGGCUAAAGUUCUUGGUGAUGAUGGUUCUUUCGCAAAAGUACUCACAGAAUUGGCUUCCAAAAUGAGCAAAGGCUUACGAAAUUAAUUAUCUCUCCUGGUUUUAUUUUAUGUAAUUUGUCCUUUUAGAUUGUUUUAAGAAGAAUGACAUAUUAUUAUCUUUGAAAAAUCUUUAAUUUAAGGUUCAUUUGACCUU